GGGAGAUGCAUCGUUCGUGCAAGCUUGGGGGUUCGCGCGCGACAGGGGAACCGGAGAGUACAUGAUUCAUUUCUCCUCCGAUUCAAAGAGCUGUAAUUACCUGUGCCUUUUUAUACUGGGUACAACGCAGUUACUGAACCAGGAAAUUGAUAAGCACUGUAAAUUAACAUCGUACGGGCAGGAUAUUUACUUGUUGACAAGUUUGCUUGAUGGCAACCAUAUUGGAUUCUUUUGUUGGAUUUUGCAUAAAGAAGGUACACGACAUUGUUAUGGAAGAGGCAAUAUCGAUUCUAGGAGUUGAUGAAGAACUUGAAGAACUGCAUAGGAGGAUGAAACAAAUACAGUGUUUUCUUCAUGAUGCAGAACAGAGGAAGAUAGAAGAACAGGCUAUCAACAAUUGGCUUGGUGAGCUGAAAGAUGCUAUCUAUGAUGCGGAUGAUAUUAUUGACAUGGCCAAAUUUGAAGGCAGUAAGCUUCUAGCGAAUCAACCUUUACCUUCUCGACUGCAAAUAAAAUCUAUCUUUUGCUGUGAUCAUUCAGUUUUGUCUUGCAUUCACAAUGUUCAGACUCGUCGCAAGAUUGCGCUCCGUAUUAGAAGGGUAAACCAUAAACUUCAGAAGAUAUCAAUUGAUAGGACAUUUUUAACACUGGAGAAUGUAAAGGCUACAUACAGAGUUGUUGCAGCAAGUAAGAGACAUACAUCCCAUCUUGUUGAACCCAACCUUGUGGGGAAGGAGAUUAAAUAUGCUACUUCAAGAUUGGUGGAACUAGUACUUGCACACAAGGAAGAUAAGGCAUACAAGCUUGCAAUAGUUGGAACAGGUGGAGUUGGAAAGACAACACUAGCGCAAAGCAUGUACAACGAUCGAAGAGUAAAGGGCAAUUUUAGCAAACAGGCAUGGUUGUGUGUUUCUCAAGAUUAUUCUGAAGUUAAUCUUUUGAAAGAAUUGCUUCGAAAUAUAGGAGUACAUGAAAGGCAAGGUGAAACUGUUGGAGAGCUCCAAAGCAAGCUUGCUUCUGCCGUUAAAGAUGAAAGCUUUUUUAUUGUAUUGGAUGAUGUAUGGCAGUCAGAGGUAUGGUUAAAUGUGGUAAGAACUCCAUUUCAUUCUGCUGCUAAAACAACAAUUUUAGUGACAACUCGAGAUGAAUUAGUUGCGGGGAAAAUCGGAGCAGACCAUCUCCAUCGGGUUGACAUGAUGUCAACAGAUGUUGGAUGGGAGCUACUUUGGAAGAGUAUGAACAUAAAAGAAGAGAAAGAAGUGGAAACCCUGAAAUCCAUGGGAAUCAAGAUUGUCAAAAAAUGUGGUGGUCUUCCACUUGCGAUCAAGGUUAUUGCUAGUGUUCUAGCAACCAAGGAGAAAAUUGAGAACGCAUGGGAAAAAGUUCUAGGAAGCAGUGCAUGGUCUAUGAGCAAGCUUCCAGCUGAACUUAGAGGUGCCUUGUACUUGAGUUAUGAUGAUCUACCGCACAAUCUAAAGCAGUGUUUCCUUUAUUGUGCUCUAUAUGUGGAAGGUCUGAUGAUGCAUCGUGCUGAUCUUGUGCGGUUUUGGGUUGCUGAAGGCUUUGUCGAAGAGCAAGAAGGCGAGUUACUGGAAGAUACAGCAGAAGAGUACUACCAUGAGUUGAUUUAUAGGAACCUUCUUGAACCAGAUCCUUUUUAUUUCGAUCACUACAGGUGCAAGAUGCAUGAUCUCUUGAGGUGUCUUGCUCAACAUUUAUCAAGAGAAGAGUGUUAUUUUGAUCAACUACCUUUAGAGACUACUACUUGGUCCAAACUGAGACGCAUUUCCGUUGUCAACAAAACGGAUAUCGUAUCUAGCAUGGUUGAAGGUCACUACAAAGUAAGGACUUUGCAUUUUUGCAUGUCACCAAAAAUAGAUAGUGUUGUUUACAUGAGAUUUCCACAUCUUCGAGUUUUGGACUUGACUGGCUCACUUGUACAAAGAAUUCCAGAUAGCAUCAGCAGCUUGAUCCAUCUACGUUUGCUUGAUCUUGAUGCUACUGAUAUAUCUUGUCUUCCAGAGUCCAUCGGUUCUCUCAUAAACCUUCAAAUAUUGAACCUGCAAAGGUGCUAUGCAUUGCAUAGUCUUCCAAUGGCAAUUAUCAAGCUGUGCAAUUUAAGACGCCUUGGUCUUGAUGAUACACCGAUAAAUCAGGUGCCAACAGGAAUAAGUAGGUUGUCAUUGCUUAAUGAUCUACAAGGAUUCCCUGUUGGUCAUAGCUUUGUUAGCGCUAGAAUGCAAGAUGGGUGGAACUUGGAAGAGCUAGGUCAUCUUUUGAAAAUGAAGAGACUUGACAUGAUAAAACUGGAAAAUGCCAUUCCUUGUGGUACAUCAUCAUUGCUACUAGACAUGAAACACCUCAAAUUCUUAAAUCUACGCUGCACUACACACACAAAAGAGUCAUAUACUGAGGAGGAUAUUAACAAUGUUGAGAAUGUUUUUGAGGAACUAAACCCUCCAUGCAACCUAGAAGAUCUUAGUAUUGCUGGAUCCUUUGGUCAAAGGUAUCCAACUUGGAUCGGUGCCAAUUUAUCUUCGCUAAAAAUCCUGCGACUCAUAGAUUGCACAUCUUGGGCACAUCUUCCAGCGGUUGGUCAGUUGCCUAACUUGAAGUGUCUAAAGAUCAUGGGGGCAUCUUCUGUAGCAAAGAUUGGACCUGAACUUCUUUAUGACAAGACAGCUAAUCCCUGGUUCUUGGAGGCAAUAGCCUUUCCUAGGCUUGAAUGGUUAGUCAUAUCAAAUAUGCCCAAUUGGGAGGAGUGGUCAUUCACUGAAGAAAUAGAAGCUUCAGAUGGAAUGAGUUGUACUGAAAACAACAGAAUGCCUCUGCAAGUGAUGCCUCUUUUGCAGAAAUUGGAACUUGGAGACUGUCCAAAGCUUAGAGCUCUUCCUCUGCAGCUAGAACAGGCUACUAGCUUGAAAUGCCUCCACAUAGAAGGGGCUCAUGUUUUGAAGGUGGUUGAAGACCUUACUUCCCUUUCUGAUUCCCUUUUACUCAACAAGUGUGAAGGUUUGGAAAGCUUGUCAAAUCUUCCUCAAGUUAGAACUUUGUAUGUAUCUGACUGCCCUGCUUUAAGGCAGACCGAGAAGUUGGAGCAUCUUCAACAAUUGUGGCUAUCAAAGGAUUUGCAGAUGGAAUCUCCUCUGUGGUUAUCGUUACUUAAACAACGACAUUAAAAACUCCAUGGCGAGGAAUUAGAUCUUUACACAUGGUGAUGUACAGAUGACCCGUUAGAUCAAACUUACUAUCUUCUCUUGAUUACAUUCUUUUUGCUGACUUUCUUCUUCACAUUUUUUUGUCACAUAAAUUUUCCACCUCAUGUAUUUGAACAUAUUUUGUAUAUUCCUAAGAAACAUGUUUUAGAUCAUGUCUUUCUUAGUAUUGUCCUAGAACAGUGGUUAUCAUUCCCUCAAGAAAACACUGAAACAGGGUGAUCCUGUAAUAUUCAUGUUACGAGCCAUCCAAUCUGUAAUGCAGAGAAUGUGAUAUAUAGCCUU
This is a messenger RNA of Oryza brachyantha (malo sina), 3500 nucleotides long. RefSeq names its product putative disease resistance protein RGA4. The record is from RefSeq and is a predicted model, not a curated record. The transcript is spliced from 2 exons. NCBI's taxonomy places the organism in Eukaryota, Viridiplantae, Streptophyta, Magnoliopsida, Poales, Poaceae. Gene Ontology annotation, biological process: defense response to other organism. The coding region runs from base 210 to 3179 and encodes 989 amino acids. Gene Ontology annotation, molecular function: ADP binding.